AUGGCGAUUCCUAAUGCUGCUCUACAGAAGCUUCUUCAAGAAGUCGAAACGCAGGCUGUUCUUUCCCAACAGAAAAUCACUCAGACGCAAGCAGAACUCAACGUCAAACGACGAGAUGCACGGUUGAACCUCCUCACAUCCAACGAACUCAAAUCACUGUCCAAAGACACAAAAACAUAUGAGGGCGUGGGAAAGAUGUUCGUUGCGGUACCGGUGUCAACCCUCACCCGCCGACUUGAAUCCGACUCGACCACUUUGAAUAAAGAGAUAUCUGAACUGGAAAAGAAGUUGCACUAUCAAGAGACGACUUACAAAAACAGUCGGCAACAUAUUGAGAAAAUCUUACAAAGUGGAUCUCGUCCAUGA
This is a messenger RNA of Exophiala xenobiotica, 366 nucleotides long. RefSeq lists its product as uncharacterized. Gene Ontology annotation, biological process: protein folding. Gene Ontology annotation, molecular function: protein folding chaperone. The transcript has 3 exons. Gene Ontology annotation, cellular component: cytoplasm; prefoldin complex. NCBI's taxonomy places the organism in Eukaryota, Fungi, Ascomycota, Eurotiomycetes, Chaetothyriales, Herpotrichiellaceae. The record is from RefSeq and is a predicted model, not a curated record. Bases 1 to 366 code for a protein of 121 amino acids.